Anarrhichthys ocellatus (wolf-eel) is the source of this 2547-nucleotide messenger RNA. It is a transcript of the gene gnl3, whose product is annotated as G protein nucleolar 3. The coding region runs from base 80 to 1726 and encodes 548 amino acids. The transcript has 15 exons. NCBI's taxonomy places the organism in Eukaryota, Metazoa, Chordata, Actinopteri, Perciformes, Anarhichadidae. The record is from RefSeq and is a predicted model, not a curated record. Gene Ontology annotation, cellular component: nucleolus. Gene Ontology annotation, molecular function: GTP binding.
AAAUGACGAACCGUCAAACUUGCGCACUUCUCCACGUGCGAGACCAGCGCAGUCACAUUGUCAGGUCCGCAGCUCCACGAUGAAACGACCAAAGUUGAAGACCGCAAGUAAGCGGGUCUCGUGUUCCAAACGCUAUAAAAUACAGAAAAAGGUCCGGGAACACAACAGAAAGUUAAAAAAAGAGGCAAAGAAGAAAGGAGUGAGCAAACGCGUGAAGAAAGAUCCCGGCGUCCCCAGCAGCGCUCCCUUCAAAGAGGAGGUCCUCCGCGAGGCGGAGCAGAGGAGGCUACAGAUUGAAGAGGAUAAAGAGAAGAAGAGACAAACUAAGAUAGUGGAGCGAGCCAAGAAGAGGAAAAAGGAGACUGCGAGUAAAGGAUCAGAACCCACGGCCAAGAAGGCUCGGCAGGAUGUGGUUGAGAAGCAGCCAGAGAAACCGGCUGCCCCAGACAAGAACUCCAAACACUACCUUUGCUCUGAAUUAAAUAAGGUGAUUGAUGCAUCUGAUGUAGUCAUAGAAGUCCUCGAUGCUCGGGAUCCACUGGGGUGCAGGUGUCCACAGCUGGAGGAGGCGGUGCUGCAGAGGGAAGGCAAUAAAAAACUGAUCUUGGUUUUAAGCAAAAUAGAUCUGGUACCGAUAGAAAAUGUGGAGAGGUGGAUACAGUGCUUACAACUGGAAUUUCCAGUUGUGGCGUUCAAAGCAUCAACACAGAUCAAGGACAAAACCGUGCAAGCCAGGAAGAGCAGCAGGAUCGUGGCCUCCCAUGAAGUCCUGGACCGAUCCAGAGCAGCGGCCUGUUCUGGAGACGGUUGUCUCACUGAGCUCCUCACAAGUUUUGCUGCUAACAAACAGGAUGAAGCUUCCCUCAAAGUGGGCUUAGUUGGUUUUCCAAAUGUGGGGAAAAGCAGCAUCAUCAACAGUAUGAAGGGGAUCCUUGCAUGCAAUGCUGGCAUUAAGAGAGGCAUCACAAAAUCCAUGCAGGAGGUGCACAUCUUAAAGAACGUGAAGCUCAUAGACAGCCCAGGAGUUGUGGCGUCAGUGUCAAACCCACCAGCCUCCAUGGCUCUGAGGAGCCUGCAGGUGGAGGAGGGCCAGCAGAAUGUGCUGGAAGCUGUCAGGACUCUGCUGAAACAGUGUGACCACAGCCAGAUCAUGCUCCAGUACAACGUCCCAGACUUCAGAAACUCUCUCGAGUUUUUAACCCUUUUUGCCAAAAAGCGUGGCUAUCUGCAGAAGGGUGGAGUUCCUAACACGCAGCAGGCGGCCACAGCGUUCCUCGCCGACUGGACAGGAGCCAAGGUAAGCUACCACUGUAAGGCACCGGAGAGCCACGGCCUCCCCGCCUACAUGUCCGAUGCUGUCGUCACAGAGAUGCAGAGCGGCUGGGAUCUGGACAAUUUGAAGAAGGGCAAUGAGGAAACUCUGAAAGGUGUUAAAUUCCCGAGCCAGGCCAGCAGCAUAGGCUUCAUCUCUAAAGGCCCGACUGCAGGUCAGCUGAGUGUCCUCGAUUCCUCUGAAGAAACACCUGUUGCUGCAGAGGGAGCAGCAGAGCAGAAUGAUGAGCCCGUACAAAGUGCCGAGGAGGCAAAUAAAACCGAAGAACCAGAUAAACCACAGACGGCGCCACUCAAGAAACAACCCGGCCAGGUGCAGUUCCAGUCUGUCGACAUCAGCCGCUCUGCAGCGACAACAGAUGACGCCUAUGACUUCAACACGCAUUUUAAAUGAGCUCUGCUUUCUUUGUUUGGAGGACAUGCAGAUGUGGAGUUGUCAGCAUACCCAAACAUGCUGACAUACAGAAUCACUGUCAGGGUGCCUUUGAUCACCUCAUGACAGGCAGUUGAUUCAGAAUCCCAGUUUAAAAGGCACUGCCUAGUUGAGUGGUGUCAGGGCAGUCGUUGGUGUUUGUGCCCUGCCUUUAAACUCUGAAUCUGGACGACGGUGAGACCGUUUCCAGACAAGGACCUUCAUCCUCGACAACAUUUUUCAGUUAACAUAAUUGAAUAGUUUGUCUAUGUGGUCAUGUGUAUAUAUCCUGACUUCUUCCAGAUGUUGUUGGUGAAUAAUCGGCUGUUUUAAAUGUCAAGAGGUCAUUUGUGUUUUUGUGUUCAUGCAGAAUACUGUAUAUAGACGAUGUACUAUAAAUGUAAUAAACCCUCUACAAAGCCUUCAUUUGUUAUAUUUUUAUAAAACAAAGUUACACUACAGCAGUUUAAUGCUGUUGAUGUGUUUUCACCACAUUUUCUUUGCUUGUGGCUCUUAAUUAAUUCACCCUCCUUUUGUAUGUAAAUGAUAAAAUCUUUAUUUCAUGUGCCAUACAAAGGAUGACCAAUAUUUACAACGGCAAAGCAAUGUUUAUAAAAAUCCUGACUGAAGGGUUACAAAGCAUGAGGACAUUGUGCAAACAUUACAUUUCUGCAGAGGUGUAGUUUGCUUAGUGGUCUGCAUAAAAUGUCAUUAAAAACACUUGGAGUUUAGCAUGAGGGGCAGAUUUAGUGUUCAUUUAUGGCAGUUAUUAUAAAUGAUAGGCAGGACGAAUCACAAUGGCA